Camelina sativa (false flax) is the source of this 621-nucleotide messenger RNA. RefSeq lists its product as uncharacterized. Gene Ontology annotation, biological process: protein ubiquitination. Lineage: Eukaryota; Viridiplantae; Streptophyta; Magnoliopsida; Brassicales; Brassicaceae. Gene Ontology annotation, cellular component: cytoplasm. Gene Ontology annotation, molecular function: ubiquitin protein ligase activity. The record is from RefSeq and is a predicted model, not a curated record.
AUGAAUGGUCCCAUUCCCGAACCCGUAGUGGACAUUCAGGUCCAAGGGAUAAGACUCUCUCCCUCAGAAGAAUAUACAAACUCAGCCCACCGAUUCAGCAUCAAUACCAUAAACAAUGAGAUCCGUGUAAACCUAACCACAGGCGAUCAAACCCAAACGUUAGAGCCAUAUUCAUAUCAUUCCACAAAUUUCAGUCUUCCUAGUUUUAGUCACCACGACAUCCAAUCAUCACUCCAAAAUCUACUCCAUAGCGAAGAACAUUGGUUGUGCGAUCGCUUAGUCCAAAAGAUCUCAACGACUGCUAUCAACUCAGGUUUUGGGGACAAUGACAUUGAAUUGACCGUGCUCGUCACAGUUACUUACCAGCGGGAGUCGGAAGCCGAGAGAUCAUUAAACGUAUUGAGGAGGAUGGUUCUACAAGGGGGGAUUGAAGCAGAUGAACUGAAGUGUUUGAACAUGGAAACAGAGUCUUGUUCCGUCUGUCUCAAGAGUCUAGUCUCCAGUUCGAGAAUACUCACUCGCAUGGGUUGUUCCCAUGUUUUCCACAGUAGCUGUCUCUUCGAGUGGCUCAAACGCAAAAACACUAGCCCUUUGUGUCGAAUUGUGCUCUUUGAUCAGUGA